Molecule: messenger RNA, 2906 nt
Organism: Sceloporus undulatus (fence lizard)
Lineage: Eukaryota; Metazoa; Chordata; Lepidosauria; Squamata; Phrynosomatidae
Gene: SEPTIN8
Product: septin 8
Exons: 10
Coding region: 112-1557 (481 amino acids)
Biological process (GO): cytoskeleton-dependent cytokinesis
Cellular component (GO): septin complex; microtubule cytoskeleton; septin ring
Molecular function (GO): GTPase activity; molecular adaptor activity; GTP binding
Source: RefSeq, a predicted model, not a curated record
AGGAAGUGGCCAUAUUGGAUCCAUUCAGUCGCCUGCUGCUGCAGCCGGAGCGCCUCCGCCGAAGGGAGAGCAAAGAGAAGGAGAGGAGGAGGCCAGGCGCAGCUGCGGGCCAUGGCUGCCACCGACCUGGAGCGCUUCUCGAAUGAGGAGAAGCGGAAUCUUUCUCUAGGAGGCCAUGUCGGGUUUGACAGCCUUCCUGAUCAACUUGUCAGCAAGUCUGUGGCACAAGGCUUCAGCUUCAACAUCCUCUGUGUGGGUGAAACUGGCAUUGGGAAAUCCACACUGAUGAAUACACUUUUUAAUACAACAUUUGAGACUGAAGAAGCCAGUCACUAUGAGCACACAGUUCGCUUACGGCCACGGACUUAUGACCUGCAAGAAAGCAAUGUCCAUCUGAAGCUGACUAUUGUAGAUGCUGUGGGGUUUGGCGAUCAGAUAAAUAAAGAUGAAAGUUACAGGCCGAUAGUAGAUUACAUUGACACGCAGUUUGAAAACUACUUGCAAGAAGAGCUGAAGAUCCGACGCUCCCUCUUUAAUUAUCAUGAUACAAGGAUCCAUGUCUGCCUUUACUUUAUCACUCCAACUGGCCACUCACUGAAGUCUUUGGAUCUGGUAACCAUGAAAAACUUGGAUAGUAAGGUGAACAUUAUCCCAAUAAUUGCCAAAGCUGACACGAUCUCCAAAAGUGAAUUGCACAAGUUCAAGAUUAAAAUAAUGAGUGAACUGGUCAGUAAUGGAGUCCAGAUUUAUCAGUUCCCCACAGAUGAUGAUGCUGUAGCUGAGAUUAACUCAGUAAUGAAUGCUCAUCUACCAUUUGCUGUUGUUGGUAGCACAGAAGAGGUAAAGGUUGGAAAUAAAAUGGUGAGAGCUCGGCAGUAUCCAUGGGGUGUUGUACAAGUUGAAAAUGAAAGCCACUGUGACUUUGUAAAGCUGCGGGAAAUGCUGAUUCGUGUCAACAUGGAAGAUCUUCGGGAACAAACUCAUACUCGCCACUAUGAGCUCUACAGGCGGUGUAAACUAGAAGAAAUGGGGUUCAAAGAUACUGAUCCUGACAGCCAGCCAUUCAGCCUUCAAGAAACAUAUGAGACCAAAAGAAAAGAAUUCCUUUGUGAAUUGCAGAGGAAAGAGGAAGAAAUGAGACAAAUGUUCGUAAACAGGGUCAAGGAGACAGAAUCAGAAUUGAAAGAGAAGGAGAGAGAACUGCAUGAGAAGUUUGAACAUCUUAAAAGAAUACAUCAGGAAGAAAAGAGGAAGGUGGAGGAGAAACGGAGAGAGCUGGAAGAGGAAAUGAAUGCUUUCAACAGACGGAAGGUGGCAGUCGAAACCCUGCAGUGCCAAUCCCUGCAAGCCACUUCACAGCAACCACUGAAGAAAGAUAAAGACAAGAAAAACAGAUCAGUUGUCACAGGAAACCAGUCAGGAGUCAGCCUCUCCAACUCCAAGGUGAUGAUCACCAAAGCCAAUGUGGAGCCCUUAAACUGCAACACUUGGUGGCAUGCCAUACAGUGCUGUAGCUGUCUUGUCAAGAAUGCAACAUGGCGGGAAGGAUUCCUCUGAGGCAGCCCAUUUAGUAGAUGGGGCCACUUGGAUAUCACCAUGGCAUGGAACUGGAGAGAAGAGAAACAUUUAUUUAUAUUAUAUAUCUUUCUCUUUAAAAAUACACCCAUAAAAAGAUAUAUAUUUAAAAAGAAACACACCAAGACCAAUGUGAACAAUGAACUUUGUACGUUUUCAUAUGUCAUUGACCAGAAGUGCAAACCAAUUCUUAUUCAUAGCAGGAAACCUCUUAACUUUGUUAAAUAUAUUUUUGUCCUACUGUUACCAUUUGUGUCGUAUUUGCCAAAUAUUGAAAUGUUUAAGCUUAUACUGAAUGUAACUAAUUCUGAAUUCAUUGCAUUGUUGCAAUUGUAAAUUCAGACCCUUUGACUUCUCAUUUGUUAUAAUUAAGAAAUAGGUGAUAUUGAAGCCAGCAAAAAAAGCAAACAAGGGUGGGGUGUAUAAUGAUUGACAAUGCUGGAAGCAGGUUUAACCCAGCCUUAAUGUCCAGGUUGUGACUAGGUCUGUUGCCUGAACCAUCUCCCACCAGGAUGGAACAUGAAUCCAACCUUUGCCAUAAAGAGAUGAGCUCUGAGACAUUGUUCUAUCACAUGAUUUUUGCCUUACUAUAUAGCACAUGGUAACUUCUUAAAGAGGAGUUUUCUUUCUAUAAAUGUUAAGCAAAUAAAAUGUGAAUUAAGUGCCAGAUCAGAAUGAUCUAUUUUGUCUAAAUAUGAGGGUCCAGUGUGUUAAUGCAGGGUGAACAAAAGAAAGCUGAUCUGAGAUUUGUGAAAUGUAGCAAAAAUUCUGAAAGCUUUUAAUGUACAGUAUUAAGAGUACAGAGUUAGAAAUAUUUUUGCAAUGUGUAUUUAAAUCAAUAAACAGAAGAUCCCUAGGAGUACAGUUGGAAUAUCCUUACAAAAAGUCAAAUAUUGUCCUUUCAAAGUUGUCCUUUCAAAAUGGGAAUUUACAUCAUUUGGAAAUCAAAAGUUCAGCAUUUGGAAUGGAGGGGUGUCGGUACAGAAAUUCUGUACCUUUCUGUUAAUACACUUCAAAAGAGUUGCAGAUAGUUAAGAAUGUGUGGCCUGAGGCUAACUAGAAGGAAAUGUAUGUGCACCCUUGGUGUUUUCUAGUCUUAUUUGGUGCAAGAAGCCAAACAUUCAGUGCUUACAAUGUUUAAGAAAUCCAUUGAUGUUGCUGUGUAAAGAUCCCAGUGAAGUUUAUCCAGUAUAAUUCUUUCCAUCCUCAAAAUCUCAGCUGAAGAACAUUUACAACCACUCUGCACUGCAAGCUUCUUCACUGAUGGUAUUAUCUAUUUCGAAACAAAAGAAAAUAAUAAUAAUAAUAAAAGAAGCCAAAUUCCUAUGAAA